CUACACUAACAUCAUCUUUGUGUCAGAAAACUACUAUGAUAUAGUAGCUGCAAGAAUAGCAGAAUCAGUUUUAAGAGGUGAAUACAGAUGGUCUAUUUCCCAUCCAUUGCUACAAAAUGAACCGUUUGCUAAAGAGAGUUCUUGAAGAUCCGAAUGUUAAACAAUGGGUUAAGACAACUGAUUUUCCUUCUACGGAUUGUGAUGAUAAACAUAUCAUCUACUGGGCAGUACUCUCAAAGAGUGAAUACGUAGUGAGGACCGUCAUACAGCUUACAGAUCACAUUUUCUCAGAGAGAGAAAUCAAGGCAGCUCUUGAUGCCUCAAUAUUGAGUGGCAGCAUGGCAGUAAUGGAGGUAUUGUUCACUGCGUUUCAAGACAGGAUACCUCAAAACACUGUUUCCGAAUUGUUUCUUGAUGCUGCAGAAAGGGAACACAUUGAAAUGGUAACGUUUCUACUGCAGAAAGGGGCGGACAUAACAAAAACUAAUGAAGAUAAGGACAACAUUUUCCAUGUAGCAGCUAGAAGAAAUAAUAUCGGGAUAGUGGAUGUUGCACUGCGCUUCACUGAACAGCGUAUCCUUGUGAACAGCCGAAACAAAAACGGCACGACACCCAUCAUGGCGGCUGCUUUGACCGGUUUCAUGAGUGUAUUUUCCAGAUUAUUGGCGUAUAAGGCUGAUCUCACCCUGCUUGAUGACGAAGAUGAAGGUGUGUUACAUUAUGCUUGUCAAGGUGGUAACACCUCUAUUGUUCAACACCUUAUCCCAGUUUGUGAUAUUAACAAGAGAAGGCGUGAUGGUCGGACCCCAGUCAUGCUGGCGGCUCUGCAUGGUCAGAAAGACGUUUUGCCUUACUGGUGUCCAAUGCAGCUGAUCUCACCCUGGUUGAUAAAAAUGGCGGUGUGUUACAUUAUGCUUGUCAAGGUGGUAACGCGUCUAUUGUUCAACACCUCAUCAGAGUUUGUGAUAUUAACAAGAGAGGGCGUCAUGGUCAGACCCCAGUCAUGCUGGCAGCUCUGUAUGGUCAAAAAGACGUUUUGACUUACUGGUGUCCAAUGCAGCUGAUCUCACCCUGGUUGAUGACGAAGAUGGCGGAGUGUUACAUUAUGCUUGUCAAGGUGGUAACGCGUCUAUUGUUCAACACCUCAUCAGAAUUUGUGAUAUUAACAAGAGAGGGCGUGAUGGUCAGACCCCAGUCAUGCUGGCAGCUCUGUAUGGUCAAAAGACGUUUUGACUUACUGGUGUCCAGUGCAGCUGAUCUCACCCUGGUUGAUGAUAAAGAUGGCGGUGUGUUACAUUAUGCUUGUGAAGGUGGUAACGCGUCUAUUGUUCAACAC
Haliotis rubra (blacklip abalone) is the source of this 1336-nucleotide messenger RNA. Its product is annotated as protein TANC1-like. The record is from RefSeq and is a predicted model, not a curated record. Lineage: Eukaryota; Metazoa; Mollusca; Gastropoda; Lepetellida; Haliotidae. Bases 117 to 1040 code for a protein of 307 amino acids. The transcript has 2 exons. Gene Ontology annotation, molecular function: protein binding.